AUGGCGGCGAACAAAUUAAAGAUGUUGUCCGAAGAAAGUUUGACGCGCCAACCCGAAGAAGUUUUCGACAUAAUAUGCAAGUUGGGCGAAGGGUCGUACGGGAGCGUGUUCAAGGCUCUCCACAAGGAAUCCGGCAACAUAGUUGCGAUAAAACAAGUACCGUUAGAUACCGAUCUUCACGAAAUUAUAAAAGAAAUAUCGAUAAUGCAACAGUGCGAUAGUCCGUACGUGGUUAAAUAUUACGGAAGUUAUUUCAAAAAUACCGAUUUGUGGAUAAUCAUGGAAUAUUGCGGAGCCGGAUCCGUUUCCGAUAUAAUAAGAUUGAGAAAGAAAACUUUGACGGAAUGCGAAAUCGCCACCAUACUUUCCGAUGCCCUCAAAGGUUUGGAAUACCUCCACGCUAAUAGAAAAAUUCAUAGAGAUAUAAAAGCCGGUAAUAUUCUAUUAAAUACCGACGGACACGCCAAACUGGCCGAUUUCGGCGUAGCCGGUCAAUUAACCGAAACCAUAUCGAAACGAAACACGGUUAUAGGUUCGCCGUUUUGGAUGGCCCCCGAAAUAAUAUUGGAAAUUGGAUACGAUUGCGUCGCCGAUAUUUGGAGUAUCGGUAUAACCGCUUUGGAAAUGGCCGAAGGGAAACCGCCUUACGCCGAUAUUCAUCCGAUGAGGGCCGUUUUCAUGAUACCCACCAAACCGCCGCCGUCUUUUCGAGAUCCCGAUAGAUGGACGGCCGAAUUUAUAGAUUUCGUCAGCGUGUGUUUGGUGAAAAACCCUUGCGAUCGAGCUUCGGCUACGGAACUUAUAAAUCACGUGUUUUUACAAAAAUCGAAAGGACCCGCCGUUUUAAAUCAGAUGAUUUCGGAAGCGUGCGAAAUAAGAAAAAAUCAAAAAUACACCAGAAUGCCUUUGGUCGGAUCGAUACUCGAACAAAACGAAUCCGAAGCUACUCUAGUACCUAACAAAGUGCCCAGCCAAAGCGGUACUAUGAUUACCGUACAAUCCGAUUUAGGUACUAUGGUUGUUAUCAACAGCGACGACGACGAAGAUAUCGAAGGAACGAUGAAAUCGCCGGAAACGAGAAAAUAUAAACCGCCUUUUUUGGAACAUUUCGAUAAACCGAACGCCGACGGGGAUUUUUCUUCGGCGCGACGAGGCGUCGCGUCCUCGUCUUCCGCUGGUCCGUCCGUAGCGCAGAUGGUUUCCUCACGCGGUUACACCGAAGAACCGUUGGACGUCAAAUUGGAACGAAUCAGACCGGCGGAUUGCAAUUUCAAUUUCCUUAAAGAUCUCGGCUACGAGGAAUUGAAGGAGAGAUUCGAAUUGUUGGAUACCGCCAUGGAGAAGGAAAUCGAGGAAUUGCAAAGACAUUAUUCCCUUAAAGCCCAACCGUUAGAAAACGCUAUACACAUUAAGAGAGAGAGAAAUAGAAAUUUUUAA
Diorhabda carinulata is the source of this 1437-nucleotide messenger RNA. RefSeq names its product serine/threonine-protein kinase 3-like. The record is from RefSeq and is a predicted model, not a curated record. The transcript has a single exon. Gene Ontology annotation, molecular function: protein serine/threonine kinase activity; ATP binding. NCBI's taxonomy places the organism in Eukaryota, Metazoa, Arthropoda, Insecta, Coleoptera, Chrysomelidae. Gene Ontology annotation, biological process: protein phosphorylation; intracellular signal transduction; regulation of MAPK cascade. Gene Ontology annotation, cellular component: cytoplasm. The coding region runs from base 1 to 1437 and encodes 478 amino acids.